GAACUUUUCCUCUUCCUAUGAAAAAUGAAAAAACCCCCCUUUCUUCUCAAACCACAACUGCUUAUAUACAUACGCCAACAAGUUACGGAACGACACCUAAUUCUUUCAUUUUUCCUUCCCAUCUUUCUCUCUCUACACAUUUCCUCCUAGAGAGAGAGAGGAGAGAGAGAGAAGAGAGAGAGAGGGGCAUCCAUUUUCUUUUUCCUUUUUUUUUUCUUUUUUCUCGUGGGUUUAUCAGACGCAAGGCCAAGAAUUAAUCAAUUGAAAAAAAAAAAAAAUGGUUUCGUACGCAAAGAUCAGCAAAACCCUAGACGGGAUGAAGCCGACGAUAAUGAUGAUCGUAUUUCAGGCGGUGUUCGCCGUCGUAAACAUCGGCUACAAGCUUGCCGCCAACGACGGCAUGCGCCUCCCUAUCCUCGUGGCCUACCGAUUCUUGUUCAGCGCCGCUUUCAUAAUACCCGUCGCCUUUUUCGUCGAAAGGAAAAAGAGGCCAAAAUUAACAUGGAAGGUAGCUUCAUAUGGUUUUCUAUGUGGUUUAUUUGGGGGAGCACUAGGGCAAAAUCUAUACUUGAAAGCCCUAGACUUAACUUCUGCAACAUUUGUCUCUGCAAUGACCAAUCUUAUUCCAGCCAUGACAUUCAUCGUCGCAGUUUGCUUAAGGUUAGAGAGGCUAGGGUGGAACACGGCAGCAGGCAAAGCGAAGGUUUUAGGAACAUUACUCGGUAUAAGCGGAGCAAUGCUCCUCACAUUCUACAAAGGCCCGGAAAUAAAUCUUUGGGACACGCAUAUAAACCUUCUAGAACUUACCAAAUCAAAUCGAUCAAACGGAAGCACGCAAGUUCACCACGGUGGGCAAAAUCUCGUAUUGGGUUCCAUAUUAGCCCUAGUUAGUUGUGUUUGUUACUCACUAUGGUUGAUUGUUCAGGCUAAAGCGGCGGCGAAGUAUCCAUGUCCGUAUUCGAUUACCGCAAUGAUGUCGUUUUGGGCAUCGAUACAAGGUGUUGGCUUUGCCCUUUGCAUGGAGAGGGAAUGGAACGAUUGGAUUCCGCGAUUGAAUAUCGGACUCCUCACAGCAGCUGUCGCCGGAAUAUUGGGUUCGGGAGUGAUGUUCGUGUUUGUUGCGUGGUGCGUACGAAUGAGGGGGCCGUUGUUCGUAUCGGUAUUCAACCCGUUGCUUCUUGUGAUGGUGGCAAUUGCUGGAUCUUUGUUUUUGGAAGAGAAGCUUCAUUGGGGAAUGGUGCUAGGUGGCAUCUUGAUAGUGGCUGGAUUAUACAUAGUAUUAUGGGGAAAAGGCAGAGAAUUGAAGCAAGUGUCACAACAAACGCCACAAGCUGAAAAUGAAGAACAAACGCCACAAGCCGAAAAUGAAGAACAAACGCAAACGCAAGUACAUAUCGAAAUGCCAACGGUACAAACGCAGUCGGCGCCGCGCCUAAGUGGCGGCAGCAGCCACGGCCGAGGAAGCAGCAGAAGGACGACGACGGCAGCGGCAACGGCAACGGCAGACGACGAAAGAGAAGACGAUAGUAGGGGUUCUCAUUCGAGCUCCGAUUACGUAGGCGGUCUUUAUCUUUAUCAUUCGUAGAAUGAUAUUAUUUUUUCGAACUA
Erythranthe guttata (spotted monkey flower) is the source of this 1608-nucleotide messenger RNA. RefSeq names its product WAT1-related protein At1g68170. Gene Ontology annotation, cellular component: membrane. Lineage: Eukaryota; Viridiplantae; Streptophyta; Magnoliopsida; Lamiales; Phrymaceae. Gene Ontology annotation, molecular function: transmembrane transporter activity. The record is from RefSeq and is a predicted model, not a curated record.